AGUAAAUUGAGUCAAGACCCAACUAGAUGGACAGUUACUGCUGGUGGAAUAAAACAGAACACGUUUGAGUAUUCUAAAAGGAUGUACCAGAUUGAGAGUAUCAUGAUGUAUAAAGACUAUGAUGAGUUUAGUGUGGAAAAUGAUAUAGCUUUGGUGAUGUUGAAAUCAGAGAUCAAAUUCUCUAACUAUAUUCGUCCCAUCUGUCUACCGUCUGAAAACGACACGCUAGAAGUCGGAACACCAUGCUACCUUGCUGGAUACGGAGACACUCAUGGUAAUAAUAAUAAUGUCGUUUCCUACACAAUAGAACAGAGUGCCCGAAAACAGGCAGUUCAAAGUGUUUUCAGUCAGAAAAUUUCAAGCACAGCAAUAAUUUUUCUGGCCAUUGUUGAAUUAUGGCUUUUUUAA
Messenger RNA from Lottia gigantea (owl limpet), 408 nucleotides. RefSeq lists its product as hypothetical. The record is from RefSeq and is a predicted model, not a curated record. Gene Ontology annotation, molecular function: serine-type endopeptidase activity. The annotation marks the transcript as partial. Gene Ontology annotation, biological process: proteolysis. Lineage: Eukaryota; Metazoa; Mollusca; Gastropoda; Lottiidae. The transcript has a single exon.